Molecule: messenger RNA, 1549 nt
Organism: Beta vulgaris subsp. vulgaris (sugar beet)
Lineage: Eukaryota; Viridiplantae; Streptophyta; Magnoliopsida; Caryophyllales; Amaranthaceae
Product: delta(12)-acyl-lipid-desaturase
Exons: 2
Coding region: 151-1311 (386 amino acids)
Biological process (GO): lipid metabolic process
Molecular function (GO): oxidoreductase activity
Source: RefSeq, a predicted model, not a curated record
GGGAAGGUCAUUAUAUAUAUAUGUGCAAAUGCUUUUGAGGUAGGAUCACUCAUGAGUAUCUCUCCUACUAUUAAAAAAAUUUCCUUCAUACAUUGUUCUUGGGCUGUUGAAGAAAUAUAAGUGUUGAAACAAGUCGGAGAUCAGCCAGCAAUGGGUGCCGGUGGGAGAAGUAAUAUCGCGAGCAUAAAACCGCGAGGAGGAGGAGGAGGAAGAGUCACCAUUCGCCGGGCUCCUAACUCGAAACCACCCUUCACCUUAAGUGCACUCAAGCAAGCCAUCCCACCACAUUGUUUCCAACGGUCCCUCUUGAAAUCUUUCAUCUAUCUAAUCUAUGACCUUACACUAGCAUCUGUCUUUUACUUUAGUGCCACUUACAUCAUUCCAACUUUAGCUUAUCCUCUCCCUUUGUUGGCUUGGCCCAUAUAUUGGGCCUUGCAAGGCUGCAUUCUCACAGGUGUUUGGGUCAUAGCCCAUGAAUGUGGCCAUCAUGCAUUUAGUGACUACCAACGAGUCGAUGAUACUGUGGGCCUAAUACUUCAUUCCUUCCUUUUGGUCCCAUACUUCUCUUGGAAGUAUAGCCACCGUCGCCAUCACUCUAACACCGGGUCGUUGGACAGGGAUGAGGUGUUUGUGCCCAAGCCCAAGUCCAAAAUAUCAUGGUAUUCUAAGUACUUGAAUACACCACUGGGCCGUUUGGGCUCCCUUAUAGUCACACUCAUGUUGGGUUGGCCAUUGUAUUUACUCUUUAAUGCAUCGGGCCGCCCUUAUGACCGCUUUGCUUGCCAUUAUGACCCAAAUGGGCCUAUUUUCUCGAGCCGAGAGAGGGCUCAAGUUAUGGUAUCUGAUUUGGGUUUAAUAGGGGUACUAUUUCUCUUAUACAAGGUUGCUAUGGCUAAAGGUCUAGCUUGGUUGAUUUGCAUUUACGGGGUUCCACUUUUGGUCGUAAAUGGCUUCCUCGUAACCAUAACAUACCUCCAACAUACUCACCCGUCAUUACCCCACUACGACUCGUCCGAAUGGGAUUGGCUAAAGGGGGCUUUGGCCACUAUGGACCGCGAUUAUGGGGUGAUUAACAAGGUGUUUCAUAACAUAACAGAUACUCAUGUUGCUCAUCAUUUGUUCUCUACUAUGCCUCAUUACCAUGCAAUGGAAGCAACUAAGGCAAUCAAGCCUAUUCUUGGGGAAUAUUACCAGUUUGAUGGUUUGCCAUUUUACAAGGCGCUAUGGAGAGAGGCUAAGGAAUGUUUGUACGUUGAGCCAGACGAAGAUUCGCACGAAAAAGGCGUCUUUUGGUACAAAAAUCAAUUCUAAUAGUUGAAGGUUUUGUACUGUUUAAGUAGUAGUUCCCAAGAAAUUACAUAAUUGUAGUGAUUAAUAUGUUUUACUCGUGCUAUUGAUGAGAUACCCAAAGUAUUUCUGUGUAUGUUUGUUUCAAGCACUAAAACCGUUGUAUGAAAAUAUGAAGUAACCACUAUGAUCUCACUAUUCUAAGUGAAAACUCUUUGCGUUGUUCGUCUCUUUUUAUUUACUAUUGGCAGAAAAAUGUCUA